ACGUAAUGUUUAGUGACGUCAGCUAUUAAAAAGCAACAGCUUUCUGGGGAAACAUGGCGGGCAGAGUCCUCCAAAGAGCAGGCAACGGCCUUAAACACACUAGAAACGCACUGCGGACCAAUGGUCAUGUAACGGUUUUCGUAAGGAGUCUGGCUGGGUUUCGUGAUGACAGCUGGUUCAAGUCUCUUUUUGUUAGAAAGGUCGACCCCAGGAAAGAUGCGCACUCUAAUGUACUUGCCAAGAAGGAGGACAACAAUUUGUAUAAAAUACAGUUUCACAAUGUCAAGCCUGAGUGUCUUGAGGCUUACAAUGAUCUUUGUGAAACAGUUUUGCCUUCCAUUCAUGCUGACCCUCACUACCCUUGUGAACUGGUGGGCACCUGGAACACAUGGUACGGAGAACAGGAUCAGGCAGUUCACCUGUGGAGAUAUCGGGGAGGAUACCCGGCCCUCACCGAAGUCAUGAACAAACUCAGGCAGAAUAAGGAGUUCAUGGAUUACAGAAAGGAGCGGGGGAAGAUGCUGCUUUCCCGUAGGAACCAGCUGCUGCUCGAAUUCAGUUUCUGGAAUGAACCCACCUCGCGCUCAGGACCCAACAUCUAUGAGCUCCGAUCAUACCAGCUCAGGCCAGGGACUAUGAUCGAGUGGGGCAACUACUGGGCACGUGCCAUUGAGAUUCGCCAGCAGAACCAGGAGGCUGUGGGAGGCUUUUUCUCACAGAUUGGAAGUCUGUACACAGUUCACCACUUAUGGGCUUACAAAGAUCUUCAGUCCAGAGAAGAGACUAGAAAUGCAGCCUGGCAGCGUGAAGGUUGGGAUGAGGUUGUUUAUUACACAGUCCCUCUUAUUCAGCAAAUGGAAUCUAGAAUAAUGAUUCCUCUGAAGACUUCACCUUUGAAGUAAAACCGUAAAUACCAAGAAAGGAGCCAUCAAGCUGUCAGCAGCUGAAGCAACAACCACAGUGAUGUGUAGGGAGUGUAACCGUUGGGGGGAGUGAGCACUGCCACCAAUGUAAACAUCAACAGGUCUCUUCAGCUUUAGAUUUCUUCAUUUCUUUACUCCCAUUUUUUUUUCUUUGUGGGAUUAAACAUGUCUUAUCUCUUAUUUAUUUCUUACAAAGUCAGUUAUGCUCAUUAUGUCAAGACUGCAUCUGUUACAGCAGUUAAUGUUCCUGAUCCAUGACGGUGCUGUGUUUAGAUGAAUACACACUCCUCUGCAUCGCCUUUCUCAUCAUAAAACGGUCACAUUUAAAGAAACCUGUCUUAUUUUUAAAUAAGCCAUUUAGAAACAACUGUUUUUGAUUGAGGUACCAGGAUAGGAUGUGAAUCUCAAUAUUUGCAGUUCUAGUGCUGGUCACAGGAGCUGAAAAUGUUUCGUAAAAUGAUGUUAGAAAACGAAACUGCACUGCGCGGCAUGUGAUUGUUGGUACGUAUCGGCUGGAGCUCCUUUACACAGGCACUGCCUGGUGACAGAAAAUGAUCUCAAAACAAAACAAGACUUCAAGACUUUCUGAAGGAAAUAACUGGAAAUGUGUUACUCCUGUUGAUUGGAAAAGCUAAAAUGGGAAUAGAUCACAUGGUUGUUUUACAAAGAGGAGCAGGCUGACUACAAAAAUUUUACAAUUAACUGUUUGACUUGCAGUGAUGCACGGGUCAACCCGUGGGUCGAGUGAGCGCAGAUAAGUUUGGUGAGAAAAGUUCCCAAUAAGUAAUUACAUAGUAAUUUCCAGCUAUAUUACAAGCUCUUUAAGUGUCAUACAACAGGCUAAGAUGAUUACUUUCUUCUCUCUUUUCCUCAGAGUGCUUGUUGCCGUUCAUGGCGGCAGACUGUAUUUGACGAUGCAUACUACGUUUGCAUCCCAUCUGCAGAACAGCACAGCCUACUUACCAUUGUAGAUGUAAACAAAAUUAUUGCGGAAAAACAGCUGGGGCACAACACAAUGCAGAGUCAAACAUCUGCUUCUUUAUUUGACCCACAACCAGCUGAUACUUUUUCUGCUUAUCAUCCUGACCACACUCUUUAAAAAAAAAAAAAAAAAUCUGUGUGGGCUCUGCAAACAAACACAC
This is a messenger RNA of Thalassophryne amazonica, 2065 nucleotides long. RefSeq names its product protein NipSnap homolog 2-like. The coding region runs from base 54 to 902 and encodes 282 amino acids. Gene Ontology annotation, cellular component: mitochondrion. Lineage: Eukaryota; Metazoa; Chordata; Actinopteri; Batrachoidiformes; Batrachoididae. The record is from RefSeq and is a predicted model, not a curated record. The transcript is spliced from 10 exons.